Aspergillus clavatus NRRL 1 is the source of this 2817-nucleotide messenger RNA. RefSeq lists its product as uncharacterized. The transcript has 3 exons. The record is from RefSeq and is a predicted model, not a curated record. The coding region runs from base 1 to 2817 and encodes 938 amino acids. NCBI's taxonomy places the organism in Eukaryota, Fungi, Ascomycota, Eurotiomycetes, Eurotiales, Aspergillaceae.
AUGUCAGAUGAACACGAGCCAUCACUACUGGAAUAUGCAAGAUUCCACGGGAUAGCAAGUGACUUCACAUCAAUCAGGCCCUCGGAAUAUCUUGAUCAAAUCAAUGAAGUACCGCUCGAAAAUCCUACCUUACCUGAAGAUAGACACAAAGCAUUCGAUGAAUACCUCUUUAAUACCCAACAGUCCCUCGAGAAGACUAUUCGCGAAGAAAAACUCAACGUAAAGAAGGAUGGUGUCCGAUUUCUUUCAACUGUGAUCCGAGAUGUGAAGACCCAAACAUUUGAAUCCAACUCUGAGCAGCAAACAAAGGCAUUUCGCCGUAUAAACCAGCUUAGACUGGAGCCACCCAUCUUCAAUCUGGAACAUGAAACUAGUUUAGCAUCCCUUAGACCUCAAUCCUCGUACAAUACUGAGGAUGUGGAGUUGUUGCCUGUCGAGGAGCCCUUGGAGUUUCGCCCGGAGACUAUAGUCAAGACAGCAGAGGAGAUCAAGGCUUCAAACAGACGCCAGAAGGUGAACUGCAGCAAGCAAUCACUCGUGCUCCUACAAGAUGUCAUCAGACUGGGGAAUCCCUCUUUGGAAUAUCUGGAUGGUUUACUAGCCACGAUUCCUCGAAAGAUCCAUCCCACUCGAAUAGACCCCGAUGAUCUUGUUCCAAUGGGAACAGACGAUGCAGUAUAUAGAAGUCCUUCACCCCAGCGAGAAUUCCAGAUGCUACCCAGUCCUGCCUCGAUCGAGCUUUCUGCAAGUAUAGAGCAGCGACCUUCACGUCCAGAGUCAUCUGAUGCCGGUCUUACCACUCGAAUAUAUGGCUGCACACGAAGUACGCCAAAAUUUGAACUUGGCCAUGUGGCGCAGACGAAUCAAGACAACAGCACCAGUGAAAUAUGGAAUAAAUUGAAUUGUCAAGGUGCAGGAAAAACCAAUGAUGAAGACAUUUGCAUCUCCUCCUCGCUCCCUCAUGAUGGAUCACCGUGCACUUGCCUUGAAGAAGCGAGCCCAGGGGAAUCGAGCCACCUCGAGCAACGCCUGAGCGAGGGGAUAAAUGAACAUCUUCCUCGAACAAUAGAAAGCACGAGCCUUGACAGCACCGUCAGAGGAUUUGCAGACGAAGCUGCAGCAGAAGCAGACACACCAGCUAUAAACCCGUUAUCAACAAAUCAUCAAUCUCAUACCAUCGCCUGCGACUCUCUGCAUGGAGAUGAAGUAGAUCUGAAGGACGUAGAAUGUCCUGCUGGAUUAGACCCUUAUGGCUGUUCUUCAUGGUGCCUUAACAAAGAUACAUCAGAAGAUAUAUCGAUGAUUGAAAUGGUCACGGAGCAAUAUAAUCAGAAUACCUCAGAGCAGACUAUUAGUCAAAUGCAACCAUCUGCUCAAACUCGGGAGGGCGAGAAUGGCCGCGUCAAGGCCGUCGAUAGUGCUACAGCGUCAGUAAAUAACACCCUAUGCUUCGCAGGCAAGUUUUCCAUCGCAGACGAGCAGCCACUACCACAGAAGAAACGGAAACUUUGGGAUCCGGCUCGAAAUGAAGCAAGGAACAGUAUGAACCGAUCCCAGACUUCUCGCCCUGGUACUCAGCAACAGCAACCAGCACCACCAUCAUCCAUAUCACUAGGUUCGCUGGCUGCUUUCAUGGAGUUGAGGGGUCGCAGCGGUAAACGCCUUGUACCCACGCAGAGCCCUUAUUUCGCUGUGGAAAAAUCAAUCGAGACUGGAUCCAGCCCGUCACAUCAAACGAAAAUUGGCGCGAUCCCACGUUUACAACCAGACGAAUCAGACACCGUGGACAAAUCACCUGUCGAACCUCAAUUUGAGAAACCGAUGGGAGAACGACAUACUCUGUUCCUCUCAACUGCACUACUCAAGAGUCAUCUGCGACUCGUGCGUUGUCUCGAGGGAAUGAUAGACCCGCCAGGAAUUAUCUAUAGAGAUUAUAACCAGAAUGGCCCGAGCAAUCUGCCACAGAGCAAGCACAUAACCUCCUCGAUGAGCAACAAUGUCACACCACAAGAUGAAGCAGACAUCAUAAUCUCUCCAUCCACCGGGAUAAUUCUCACAACAUCACAAGCAACAACCCAACUAUACCUACCUGGGCAUAAGUUCAGUCAUCCACAACUGACCGGCAUCGGGUUCAUCAACUCUCCUCUUCGAGAACGCAUAUUUCUUCUCGCUCCGCGGUAUGAACGAAUCUACAUCUUCAUCUGCCAAAACACAAGCUCCUCUAGGAAGUCGCAGGCCAAGCAACCGGGCCCAACAGCGGAUAAGAGGGUGCUAGCAUCCAUCGCGUCAUUGACCGCGUUCUGCAACUCAUUGUCCGCUUACGCGACAAUCUGUCCACUCCUGCUAUCUUCCACCCCAGAGACUGUCGCUGGAUGGGUUCUCUCGCUUGCAACCAAGCAUAUGGCUCGACUUCCCGUAAGCACUGUGGGCCUUGCGAACUUCACACCGAUCAAUGCCAGCCAGAAAAGCAAGCUCAGCCCGGAAGACAUGGAGAGGACAACUGUCUGGGAACUCUUCCUUCGCCAGGCUGGGCUGAAUCCAUACGCUGCGCAGGCAGUCCUGGCGGGAAUGAGACGAGAAGAUGAACAAGAGAUCCAUUAUCAGCUCUGCACAGAUGAUGGGAGAAACGCGUGGGAUUCUGUGGAAAAGGGACAUGGAAAGGGCCUUUCCAGGUUCAUAGAGAUGUCACCGGCGCAAAGAAGCGAGAUCUUCGGUGAGCUGAUAGGUGGCAGACUGCUGGGGAGAGUCAACAAUAUUCUUGACAAGGAUUGGCAGUGCGACUGUGCCCUCAACUUUGAUGUCAAUACGGAAAUAUAA